AUGGCUGGCUUGACGCAUUUCUCGCCUUUCGAGAUCAGUACGGCGCAUCUGACGUAUGUGUUGCUUGGUGCUUAUAUUGCGGUGUUUAUGAUGGUCUCGCUGUUUAUCAAGGAGAAGCUGUAUAUCGGAGAAGCAGUCACAUCGACCAUCUUUGGGAUCAUCAUUGGUCCCUAUGCUGGAGGGCUCGUUGACCCACGCAAGUUCGGCGGCGAGAACGGCAACAACGCCGACGACGAGGAAGUGAAUGAGUUGAUAUUGGAAGUGACUCGUAUAGUACUGGCGCUUGGUGUGUUUGCGAUAGGCGUAGAACUUCCGCGGCGCUACAUUAAACGUCACUGGAAGAGUCUCUUCUUUAUGCUGUGUCCAGUGAUGGCAUUCGGUUGGGUCAUCUCUGCCGCGCUCAUCUACGCACUUAUUCCCGGCCUCGACUACAUUGGCUCACUCACAAUAGCAGCCACUCUCACCCCCACCGAUCCCAUUCUCGCAGCUGCUGUCAUCGGUGGCAAGUUCGCCGACGAGCACAUACCCUCACAUAUCAAGCACGUCGUCGCAUGCGAAAGUGGGUGCAACGACGGCGCUGCAUUCCCCUUUCUCUAUAUCGGCAUCUAUCUCCUCCUUUCCCCGAUGGACACGCCUUAUGCCGUUGAGGAAUGGUUCCUCGUUACGUGGCUGUACGAGGUGGCUCUGGGCAUUUUCCUCGGCUCUCUGAUUGGUUAUUGUGCGCGGAAGCUAAUGAAGCUGUGUGAAGGGCGCAAUCUCAUAGACAGACAGUCGUUUGUCGCGCAGUAUGUCUCGCUCACUCUCCUCUGUAUUGGCAUAGCGCUUAUUUUAGGGUCCGAUGACUUGCUAGCAUCCUUCUGCUGUGGCACUGCUUUUUCCUGGGAUGGCUUUUUCAAUAAGGCCACGGAAGAGAGCAAUUUCUCGUCGAUGAUUGAUCUGCUAUUCAACAGCGUCUGUUUCAUUUUCAUCGGCACGCUUAUGCCGUUUGAUCAGUUCAACGAUAGUACUCUGGGCGGUAUCACCAAUUGGCGACUGGUGAUUGCUGCGCUGUGCAUAUUCAUCAUCAAGCGUAUCCCGCCCUUGCUCGCACUGUAUCGGUGGAUACCGGAUGUAAAGACGUUCCGAGAAGCGCUCUUCAUCGGUUACUUCGGUCCUAUUGGCGUUGGAGCGGUGUUUAUAGGCGCCAUAGCCUCCGUCCAACUCCCUCAUCCAGAGGGCGCACCACAGAACCAGGCUGAGAUGGUCGCCGUGACAAUACAACCGAUUGUCUUCUUCCUGGUGAUCUGCUCAACAUUCGUACACGGCCUUAGUAUUCCUUUCUUCAGCCUGAGCAGACGCGUUGGUACGACACUCGGAAACUCCUCCGCAUCGCUCGACGAGCUGGACAAAGAGACACAGGUGGUGAGCGGUCGCAAUGUGAAUUCUUGGGUCGAGGGAAAUAACGUCGUUACUGAACGUCCUCUCAAUAAUAAUUCGUAUGAAAAUGACAUUGAUGUCCAGGUACAUACAGUAGGUGAUUUAGAAGGCAGUGAUGGUGAUGGUACCCAUAUUAAACACAAUCGCGUCGGUGGUACCGUUGGGCCAGAGUAUGAGGCACUCAAGCGAGCAGAGUAUGAAGCGAAAUUGAAGGAGGAUGUCGAAAGGGCUGCUACGGGUAAGAAGAAGGUUGUCCUCCACGUGCACCACAAGCCUGGCACGCGUGAUUGGAUCAACAGCAAGUUAUUUGGAAGAGCGAAGAGACGUGAAAGCGAGAGCGAGAAUAGCAGCGAGAACGCAAAUGCAGAUAGCGGCAACAGCUCACCUAUGAAACCCUCAGAAAGCAUCGAAUAG
Wallemia ichthyophaga EXF-994 is the source of this 1830-nucleotide messenger RNA. RefSeq names its product putative Na(+)/H(+) antiporter C3A11.09. Gene Ontology annotation, molecular function: sodium:proton antiporter activity. The transcript has 6 exons. The coding region runs from base 1 to 1830 and encodes 609 amino acids. Gene Ontology annotation, biological process: intracellular potassium ion homeostasis; regulation of membrane potential; proton export across plasma membrane. The record is from RefSeq and is a predicted model, not a curated record. Gene Ontology annotation, cellular component: plasma membrane. NCBI's taxonomy places the organism in Eukaryota, Fungi, Basidiomycota, Wallemiomycetes, Wallemiales, Wallemiaceae.